Phialemonium atrogriseum is the source of this 1389-nucleotide messenger RNA. Its product is annotated as helix-loop-helix DNA-binding domain-containing protein. Gene Ontology annotation, molecular function: protein dimerization activity. Bases 1 to 1389 code for a protein of 462 amino acids. The transcript is spliced from 4 exons. The record is from RefSeq and is a predicted model, not a curated record. NCBI's taxonomy places the organism in Eukaryota, Fungi, Ascomycota, Sordariomycetes, Cephalothecales, Cephalothecaceae.
AUGGAUUCGAAUCAACUUAGACACCUUGAGUUCUUCUCAGUACCCAACAGCCAGACAGUCAAUCCAGUUGACCAAACUUUCGAUCUGACGGGAACCACCGGGAAUCAGCUAUCGUCGAUGUGGGAUAUGAACGCAUUAGCAGCCGAUCCGGGCGCGGCCGGGUCGUCGUCAACGGGCCCUGGCAGUCUUUCUCUCGAAUCGUUUGCUCAAUCUUCCCCUUCUACCGCACCCACCAGCCUGUCAAUGAACCCUGCAAUGGCGCGGCAGCCGAUGCUUGGCCAACCCGGCCAAGUGUUACCAACGAGAACGGCAAGGUUAAGGGAUGGCCAUGAGAGGAAGAGAUCGAAGCUCAGCACAGAAGCGAACCCGUUUGACUCAGUUGACUACUGGAUCCAAUUUGACAACGAAGAAUCACUUCCCAAUGUCUCAGAUGGCGCAGCCACCUUGAGGCCGGAUCCCAGGUUAAAAGGAAAGGCUCCCUCGGCGCAACGGCCUAUCAAUCCAAGGCAGACCCUAGGUUCUGCCUCAGCCCAAGCUCCGCCGGUCGUAUUCAAGCCAGAGCAGUACCUGGACGACAGCGCCUUGGACAACGCUCUGUCCGACGAUGACGACGGAUUCUCGUCCAUAAAUCUUGCAGAGCAGCUUUCCAAGAUGGAUUCAGCCCCCCCGUCAGACAUUCCUCCGCGGGAAGGGCUAUAUUCAACUCCUCUCAGUUGGGAAAGACCGCAGCCUGGCCUGCGGAUGGACACUAUCCUCGGCCUGAACACCUCUACCUUGAACGAAGCAGAACAAAGAAGACUGAUCGCCAUCGCCAUGAAUCCGGGUCCGAGCAUGGGUGGAUUGGGAUCCAACCUGAACCUGAACCUGGGGGGACAGAACUCUGGAGUCAACUCGGGCUUGGGAACCGGCUUUGGCGCAAGCAAUACGCUGCUACAACCCACACCAUCAUCUCAGUCACGACCAGCUCCACCAACACAGACCAGGCAGUCGAGUAUCAUGGAGGACAAAGGCAAGGAGAAAGUAAAGCCGGGGGACAGGACGGCGCAUAACGAUAUCGAGCGGAAGUAUCGCACCAACCUGAAGGACAAGAUUUCCGAGUUGCGGAGUGCAGUUCCGUCAUUGCAGACGAUAUCAGAAGCUGGGGCUGAGGGUGAAGAGUCGCCGUCACAACCAGCGAGGACGCCCAAGGUCAGCAAGGGCACCGUCCUGACGAAAGCAACGGACUACAUCCACUACCUCGAGAAGAGGAAUCGGCAAAUCGUGCAAGAACACCAGGAGCUCUCCCGGCGCAUCCAGGCAUUCGAACAGUUGUUGAACGCAACAGCGCGGCCCGCCUUCCAGAUGCCGAACUACAGCCGAACACUAUUCGACCCAAGAGCCUUCUGUUGA